Molecule: messenger RNA, 4009 nt
Organism: Cynocephalus volans (Philippine flying lemur)
Lineage: Eukaryota; Metazoa; Chordata; Mammalia; Dermoptera; Cynocephalidae
Gene: LARS2
Product: leucyl-tRNA synthetase 2, mitochondrial
Exons: 21
Coding region: 109-2817 (902 amino acids)
Biological process (GO): mitochondrial translation; leucyl-tRNA aminoacylation
Cellular component (GO): mitochondrion
Molecular function (GO): ATP binding; aminoacyl-tRNA deacylase activity; leucine-tRNA ligase activity
Source: RefSeq, a predicted model, not a curated record
CGGCGCCCGUGGUGAAGGUCCGGGCCGUGUUCGCCUAAAGGUGGGAAACGAGUCACAGAGGAGCCGCAGGCCAGAGCCUGUGAGCAGGGCCUUCCCUCCUUCUGUAGAAUGGCUACUGCUUGGCAGAGACUGGGUUUUUAUGCCUCUCUUCUUAAAAGGCAGCUAAAUGGUGGACCAGAUGUCAUCAAAUGGGAAAGGAGAGUAAUUCCAGGAUGUACCAGAAGUAUUUACAGUGCCACAGGAAAGUGGACAAAAGAGUACACGUUGCAGACAAGAAUGGAUGUCGAGAAAUGGUGGUAUCAACGAAUAAAAGAACAGGCCUCCAAAAUGUCAGAAGCUGAUAAAUCAAAACCCAAGUUUUACGUGCUUUCUAUGUUCCCUUAUCCUUCUGGCAAGCUGCACAUGGGCCAUGUGCGUGUCUACACCAUCAGUGACACCAUUGCACGGUUCCAGAAGAUGAGAGGGAUGCAGGUCAUCAACCCUAUGGGAUGGGAUGCGUUUGGAUUGCCUGCUGAAAAUGCUGCAAUCGAAAGGAAUCUACAUCCAGGUAGUUGGACGCAAAGUAAUAUUAAACACAUGAGGAAACAGCUUGAUCGACUGGGCCUGUGUUUCAGCUGGGAUAGGGAAAUAACUACGUGUUUGCCAGAUUACUACAAAUGGACUCAGUACCUUUUUAUCAAACUCUAUGAAGCUGGAUUGGCCUAUCAAAAGGAGGCCUUGGUUAACUGGGACCCAGUGGAUCAAACGGUGCUUGCCAAUGAGCAGGUGGAUGAACACGGCUGUUCUUGGCGUUCCGGAGCAAAGGUGGAACAGAAGUACCUCAGGCAGUGGUUUAUUAAGACAACAGCCUACGCAAAGGCCAUGCAGGACGCACUGGCAGACCUUCCAGAAUGGUAUGGAAUAAAAGGCAUGCAGGCCCACUGGAUCGGGGACUGUGUGGGCUGCCAUUUGGACUUCACAUUAAAGGUUGAUGGGCAAGUCACAGGAGAAAAACUGACUGCCUACACGGCCACCCCUGAGGCCAUUUACGGUACUUCCCACGUGGCCAUCUCUCCCAGCCAUGGACUCUUACGCGGGCACAGCCCUCUGAAGGAAGCCUUUCAGAAGGCACUUGUCCCUCACAAAGAUUGCCUCACCCCCGUGAUGGCUGUGAACAUGCUCACUCAGCAGGAGGUCCCUGUCGUUAUUGUGGCCAAAGCCUUUGAAGGCUCUUUGGAUUCAAAAAUAGGAAUUCCCAGCACCAGCUCAGAGGAUGCCAUCUUAGCCCAAACCCUGGGCCUGUCCUACUCUGAGGUCAUUGAAACUUUGCCGGAUGGCACAGAGAGACUGAGCAGCUCUGCUGAGUUCACAGGUAUGACCCGGCAGGAUGCUUUUCUAGCCCUGACUCAGAAAGCCCAGGGGAAGAGAGUGGGCGGAGAUGUGACAAGUGAGAAACUGAAAGACUGGCUGAUCUCGCGGCAGCGGUACUGGGGCACACCAAUCCCCAUGGUCCACUGCCCAGCCUGUGGCCCUGUGCCUGUGCCUCUGGAGGACCUGCCCGUGACCUUGCCCAACAUCACAGCUUUCACUGGCAAGGGAGGCUCCCCACUGGCCAUGGUUUCGGAGUGGGUGAACUGCUCCUGCCCGAGGUGUAAGGGAGCAGCCAAGAGAGAGACAGACACGAUGGAUACUUUUGUUGAUUCUGCUUGGUACUACUUCCGAUACACUGACCCUCAGAAUCCUUACAGCCCUUUUAACAAAGCGUUGGCAGAUUACUGGAUGCCUGUGGAUUUGUACAUUGGAGGGAAAGAACAUGCUGUCAUGCACUUGUUCUAUGCAAGAUUCUUCAGCCAUUUUUGCCAUGAUCAAAAAAUGGUCAAACACAGAGAGCCUUUUCAUAAGCUGCUGGCCCAAGGCCUUAUCAAGGGGCAGACAUUCCGCCUACCAUCUGGACAGUACCUACAGAGAGAGGAAGUAGAUCUCACAGGUUCUGUUCCUGUUCAUGCAAAAACAAAAGAGAAGUUAGAGAUGACAUGGGAGAAGAUGAGUAAGUCCAAGCACAACGGGGUGGACCCUGAGGAGGCUGUAGAGCAGUAUGGGAUCGACACGAUUCGGCUCUACAUCCUUUUCGCCGCCCCUCCUGAGAAGGAUAUCUUGUGGGAUGUGAAGACUGACGCUCUCCCUGGGGUGCUAAGAUGGCAGCAACGUCUGUGGUCCUUGGCAACCCGAUUUAUUGAGGGCAGAGCUUCUGAGAAGGUUCCCCAGCCUCAGCUGCUGAGUAACAAGGAGAAAGCCGAAGCCAGGAAGCUGUGGGAGUACAAGAACUCGGUCAUCUCUCAGGUGACUACACAUUUCACAGAGGACUUCUCACUAAAUUCUGCAAUUUCUCAGCUCAUGGGACUCAGCAAUGCUCUCUUGCAUGCCUCUCAGAGAGUUGUUCUCCACAGCCCCGAAUUUGAGGAUGCUCUCUGUGCCCUGAUGGUGAUGGCUGCACCGAUGGCCCCUCAUAUAACCUCAGAGCUCUGGGCAGGCCUGGCGCUGGUGCCAAGGAAGCUGUGUGCCCACUACGCCUGGGACGCCGGAGUGCUGCUUCAGACCUGGCCAGCUGUGGACCCACAGUUCCUUCAGCAGCCCGACAUUGUGCAGAUGGCAGUCCUGAUCAACAACAAAGCCUGCGGCAAGAUCCCUGUGCCCCAGCAGGUCGCACAAGACCAGGACAAAGUACACGAACUUGUUCUCCAGAGUGAGCUGGGCAUCAGGCUCUUGCAGGGGCGCAGCAUCAAGAAAGCCUUCCUCUCCCCCAGAACUGCCCUCAUCAACUUCCUGGUGCAAGAGUGACCAUGGGGAGGGCUCUGAGGAACCUCUUCCAGGCCUGGGAUGAGGGGAAGAAGUCUGCUGGCCCAGAGGAAGGGAAAACCCAGUGUCUUGAAUAUUUACCUUGGACUGCAGGCAACAGUGUGCCUCAGUGGUGUGGCCUGGUGUGGGAUAAGGGUGGGAGUGGGCAAAGGAGAAAUAUGAGCCAUGGGAGGGUUGUACAGCCUGUCCCCCAGGCUGAAGGAAGCCACCUGACCCUAUGUGAAGCCAUCAGGGACACUGCUGGGUGGGAGCAGGAAGGAGAAAAGAGAAGCAAGUGAGAAGGACAGUGCCUUCUGAGCAGCCCGGGAGCUCCUAGAACCUAGAAAUGUCACUGCCUUCGACAUUCCUUGGGAACAUGAGGCUGGCUCUGGAACCACAUGGGCUCAGGAGCAGUGUGGCAGGAACCGGUAAUGAGCCUCUGGAUCAUGGUGGAUGGUCUCUUGCCAUCAGACUAGAUGAAGAAGCCGUUUGGGUCGUGUUUACAUGUCUAGUAUGUGGAAAUGGAGACUGGGAUCUUCAGAAGUUGCUCUGAACCCAAAGGCAACUGGUGCUGGCCCCUCUUCACGUGUUCCCACUGCUUCUUGGCUCUGUCUGCAGGCCUCUUCCCCCCACCCCCUCCGCAGCUGAUGCGCCUGCCGGGCCUGCUCUGGGGCGAAGCAGCACAUCACAACCACCCCGGCAGGAUGUGAGACUGAGAUUUGCUGCGUAGUCAAGUGGAACCAGGCUCCAGGCUGCCGGGCCCCAAUCUCAGCGCCCCACCACAGCCCCACGGGGAUGUGGCCCCAGAUGGCUCACGUGGACCCCAGAUGGCUAUGCUGCCUCUAUUAAUGUGGCCCCCAGAGCCAGUCGUCAGGAAGAGUGAGCUCACCACAGAGGAGCGGGACUGAAGACCCUGGGCGUCACCUCCUGUGUCCAAGACACUGCCAUCUGGCUGCUGCAGAGACAGCCAGAAAUGGACCCAUGCUGUCAGUAUACUAGUCUAAUCCCAGUUUCACGUGAAGUCAGCAGUGAGGUACUCUCACCAGAACUGGCCUAAGCCACGGAUUAAUAUUUAAUGAGGAAAGGUAGGGGAGAAUCUAGCCAUUUGGUGAAGCUAAAAAUCCGUAUUUGUUUUCUGAUGCCGUUUUUCUGAAGUAGCCUCAGAUGUGGUCCCCUGGAGUUCAGCAGUUAACAU